Messenger RNA from Micropterus salmoides (largemouth bass), 2892 nucleotides. RefSeq names its product propionyl-CoA carboxylase subunit alpha (gene pcca). Gene Ontology annotation, cellular component: mitochondrion. Gene Ontology annotation, molecular function: metal ion binding; propionyl-CoA carboxylase activity; ATP binding. The transcript is spliced from 23 exons. Lineage: Eukaryota; Metazoa; Chordata; Actinopteri; Centrarchiformes; Centrarchidae. The record is from RefSeq and is a predicted model, not a curated record. The coding region runs from base 42 to 2177 and encodes 711 amino acids.
CAUCACGUCAGCGGCGUGGUUGACCGUCACAGUUCAGCAACAUGGCGGCGCACAGGCUCUCUCCAUCACUGAACAGGCUGCUGUUUGCCGUAAAGUAUGGCUCAUUCCAGUCCAGAUGCUGUGCAGCACACAGCAACGCUCAGUAUUCCACUGUGUACAAUCCCAGUGAAGAGACCUUUGAUAAGAUCCUCAUCGCCAACAGAGGAGAGAUUGCUUGCAGGGUGAUCAAGACAUGUCAGAAGAUGGGCAUCCGGACUGUAGCUGUUCACAGUGAUGUAGACUCCAGUGCUGUUCAUGUAAAGAUGGCUGAUGAGGCAGUGUGUGUUGGCCCCGCCCCCACCAGUAAGAGUUACUUGAACAUGGACGCCAUCAUGGAUGCCAUCAGAGUGACUGGAGCACAAGCUGUUCAUCCCGGUUAUGGGUUUCUCUCUGAAAACAAAGAGUUUGCAAAGCGACUGGCAGCAGAGGGCUUGACUUUCAUUGGCCCCGACACCGACGCUAUCCAGGCAAUGGGAGAUAAAAUUGAGAGCAAGCUGAUCGCUAAGGCUGCUAAGGUCAACACUAUCCCAGGAUUUGAUGGAGUCGUCAAGAGUGCGGAGGAGGCUGUAAAGAUCGCACAGGACAUUGGCUACCCAGUGAUGAUCAAAGCAUCUGCAGGAGGAGGAGGGAAAGGAAUGAGGAUUGCUUGGAAUGAUGAGGAGACAAGGGACGGUUUCCGGUUCUCAUCCCAGGAGGCAGCAUCCAGCUUUGGAGAUGACAGGCUGCUUAUUGAGAAAUACAUAGACAACCCCAGACACAUAGAGAUACAGGUGCUGGCUGAUAAACAUGGUAAUGCUCUGUGGCUGAAUGAGAGGGAGUGCUCUAUCCAGAGGAGGAACCAGAAGGUGGUGGAAGAAGCUCCCAGUACGUUCCUGGACCCAGUGACACGGCGGGCGAUGGGUGAGCAGGCAGUGCAGCUGGCCAGGGCUGUACAGUACUCUUCUGCCGGCACCGUGGAGUUCCUGGUGGAUUCUAAGAAGAACUUCUACUUCCUGGAGAUGAACACAAGACUACAGGUGGAACAUCCAAUCACGGAGUGUAUUACCGGCCUGGACCUGGUGGAGCAGAUGAUCAGGGUUGCCAAGGGUUACAAACUGCAGCACAAACAGGAAGAUAUCCCAAUAAACGGCUGGGCCAUUGAGAGCCGCGUCUACGCUGAGGAUCCUUACAAGUCUUUUGGCCUUCCUUCCAUUGGUCGGCUGUCUCAAUACCAAGAGCCAAUCAACCUCAGCAAUGUCCGUGUAGACAGCGGCAUCCAGGAGGGAAGUGACAUCAGCAUCUACUACGAUCCCAUGAUCUCUAAGUUGGUUACCUAUGGAACGACACGGGCUGAAGCCCUUGCCAGGAUGGAGGACGCUCUGGACAACUACGUUAUCAGAGGUGUGACCCACAACAUUCCCCUCCUGCGGGAAAUCAUCACCCACCCUCGCUUUAUAUCUGGUGACAUCAGCACCAACUUCCUGCCCGAGGUUUACCCCGACGGCUUCAAAGGACACCAGCUGAAUGAGGACCACCGCAGGGAGCUGCUGGCCGCGGCAGCAGCGCUCUACAUCACUGCUCAGCUCCGUUCACAGGCAUUCCUGGACGUCCUGAGGGUGUCCUCUGCCCCUGUGGAAUGUAGCCACUGGGAGCUGUGUGUGGAGCUGGCAGACGGAUGGCAUUCUGUGGAGGUUACCAAAUCAGGAAAUGUUUAUACUGUGGAGGUAGAUGGAGGAAAGGUGGAAGUCAGUGGACAGUGGAACCUGGCGUCCCCGCUGCUGCCACUCACUAUCAACGGCACACACAGGAUGCUGCAGUGUCUGUCCAGAGAUGCUUCAGGAAAGAUUGUCCUGCAGUACCUGGGCACAUCGUUUAAGGUUCGCGUUCUGACCAAGCUGGCUGCAGAGUUGAACUCCUAUAUGCCAGAGAAGGUUCCGGAAGACACCAGCAGCAUCUUGCGGUCACCGAUGCCCGGCACAGUGGUGGCUGUGUCCGUCAAGCCUGGAGAUACGGUUGCAGAGGGUCAGGAGAUCUGUGUGAUCGAAGCCAUGAAGAUGCAGAACAGUUUGACUGCAGUCAAGCAAGCAAAGGUUAAGAGUGUCCACUGUAAGCCAGGGGAGACGGUGGGAGAGGGAGACCUGCUGGUGGAGCUUGAAUAAAACACUACCUUUUGACCUUUUUGAUGUGUGACGUCAGCACCGGGAUGUUUUUAUGAAGACCCACGCCAGCAAACAGACUGGACAAUAACCGACGCUUGAUUUAUCUUGCCAGUCUCCACAGUGGCCCCCAGCAGAGUUUAGUUUCCCUCACGGUGCCUCAGAGCUGAGCUACAUUGGCUGUUACGGUGUCUUCUCCACAUGUCGAACUCCUUCAUGUUGCUUUUUUGGAUGCAACUGUGCAAUGAAUCAUUCUCCUCUGAUUCUGUUUUGUGUGUUUUCUAGACCUGAUUGUUAGUUUUUCUUAACGGGUCAGUCACCCACAUUACAAAAAAUUAUUCUCAUUUUACCUCAUGCUCUUUGGCCUUGCAGAUAGUUUUGGUUUAUGUGCCAAGGUUUUGAGAUAUUCACAUAGGAAAUGCUACUUCACUACAAUAGUAGGACAUUGACCUUUGGUUGACAAGCUGCUUUUUCAAGUUUUUCAAGUGUCGUUUUCUGUGAUUUGAGCACCAAAAAGAAAGUUCCGUUCGUCUCUGCUGUAUUGGAGUGGAGUCAGAAAUCUCAGACGGAUAGCUCAAAAUCUUGUCGGAUUAAACUAAAACAAUAUGCAUAGCUUGAUACUAAUGUAAGUAGGAAGAAUUCUGUUGUAAUUUGAUUGAACUGACACUUUAAGAGAGACCCUACAUAUAACCAAUAAAGUGCUCCUUUUUUCCACUUG